CACACCCGACCGCGGCGGCUCAAACAAGGACGCACUGAUUUGCACUCCGCAUGUCGACAGCGUUGUCCCAGAUGUGACGGGAUGAGACUCAGGAUAAUCUGAGAGCCUGGCGAGGAGGAAGCAUUUUUGCUGUUCCCAUGGCGAUCGCAGUCUACAACGUGUCGGCGACCUCGGCGAAGGUGAGUUGGCUCCCGUCGGCCGGCUGCCUGGACACCUUCUACAGCGUCAUGUACAGCCCCAACUGGACCAGCCUGCUGAUGGCCUUCAAGCGCAAGAGCUUCAUGCACGAGGAGCGCAUCCCCGUCAGCCAGACGGCCGCCCACCUGGCCAACCUGCUCCCGCAGACCACCUAUUUACUGUGCGUCACGUGCCAGGCGGCCAACCCAGCGCGGGAGCAGUGCCAGGUGUUCGGCACGCUGAGCGACAGCGGCGAGGGGCAGGAGCGCGGCGGCUGGGAGAUGGCCGCCGGCGCCUGGCUGACCUGCUGCCUUCUGCUGCUGGUUAUCGCCGGCGUCCUGCUAAGGGGGUGUCUGCACGGCGUGUGCGCGGGUCGAGCGAGCGGCGGAGAAGGAUGCUCGGUGGUGACCGAAGCCAUCCGCACGGCUCGCUCCACGUCCGGGCGGCUCUACACUCCCCGAGGGAGCCGCGACCACGGCGGCCAACGCGGUCUGCACGAGCUCAGGGCGUUGGCUCAGCUGUCUGGGAGCGAGCCGGCUUGAGCCAAUUGGAUUGAGGUCAUCGCCAUAUUGUCCGGCCAGACGGAAUUAUGUUGUACUGAACUACGGAUUAUGAUGGAAUUUUACGUGUCAGGAAAUAAAAAAAUAUACCCACUUCAAAUUGA
This is a messenger RNA of Syngnathus acus (greater pipefish), 841 nucleotides long. RefSeq names its product fibronectin type III domain-containing protein 9. The record is from RefSeq and is a predicted model, not a curated record. Bases 138 to 719 code for a protein of 193 amino acids. The transcript has 2 exons. Lineage: Eukaryota; Metazoa; Chordata; Actinopteri; Syngnathiformes; Syngnathidae. Gene Ontology annotation, molecular function: protein binding.